AUGCCCUUGCCCAACCUGCCUACAGAGGUCAGGCGCAUGAUACUCGAAGCUCUGGUGAAAGAUGGCCGCGAUCUGGCGUGCUUUGCUGCCGUGUCGCGAGAGUGGCAGGCAGUGAUCGAGCCACAGACAUUUAAACGGAUAAAACUCACCCCGUCACGCAUCGCCGAGCUUGAUGACAUGACCCGUCGUAAUCGGUCUCAUGUAAGGCACCUGUGGCUUUGCUUGGAAUUAGAACGCUACGAUUGUGGCACCUGUUCUGCUGAUGGUGAAGAUGAUGAAGUUCCGAUGUUCAACAACGCCGCAGACGAUCUUCUAAUCAAGACAUCCAUUCAAUCUCUUUUCUUAGUCCUGAGCUCCUGGGACCGAAGCAGCUCUGUGUCACUCGAUAUUAGUGUCUACUCAACCAGUGAUCCAGAGCAUUGGUUCAAGUAUCUCGCAUUUGAACCAGACGAUGAUGAAGACGAUGCUUCAUCGAAUCAAGGUUAUUCUCAUGUUUCACGGUUCAAUCAGGCAGUUCCAUGCGGAGUUGAUGAUGCACGACAUCGAUGGGACACUACUGGUUGGGGCAUUAUCACGGCUCAGUCUGCUGUCCAGAACGUCUUCACCCGAAUAUUGGGCGAUCCGUCAGGGGAAUUCGAGGAUGAACAGACGGACCAUCUUGAAUGGUGGAGAGAGUUACCACCGGUACCGGCCAUCACGCGUCUACUUUUGCGUCAACAAACCCGCCGGCGCUGGGAACCUGAAGCGAUUGCUGAAAUGCUCGCCCGACUUCCGAGAUUGUGUGAGCUACACUUUGAACCAUGGAGGGAGUGGGAUAACUUGCUCCAGGAAACUACAGACCUAGGUUACCUUACUCUCCUUGAGUCCCCCAGCAUUCGAAGGCUGAAUAGAUUCACUCUUUUCGAGAAUUUUAACGAGCGCUACGUGCAUGCUUACUUGGAGAUGGAUUGCUCACGCAUUCGUUCACCAAAUCUUACUCUUAGUCGAAUCCUCUCUGAGAUUAGUACCAAUUAUGAAUCUCUUUCAGCAUCAUUCAUGGUGGACGCAGAUGGUUUCUUUGCCUUGGACGAAAGUCAACCUCGAAAAACGUGGCCCAAUCUCAGACAUCUGUUCCUUACUUCACAGUUGUUGGCGCCUGAUCAAGAUACGACACGAGUUACAAAUAUGCUUCAAGCAGCAGCAAGAGUGGCCGUUUAUAUGCCAAAGCUUGAAACAUUGCAAAUUUGGAAUGGACGAAAGAAAUUUGCCGCGCUCUUCAAGUAUGAACCCGCCAAAGAACAAGGUCAGAUUUCUACCAUUACUUGGAAGGGUACUUGGGAGUUUCUUUUACAGCCUUCCGUCAUUCAAGCUUGGCGAUCUCUAGCGUCUGAGACCUCACAACAUAGAAUGAGAGUGAUUUACGAAACUAUUGGCGGCGACCAAGUACAAUGUCACGGCGAUGCGAUGCUCCUCCUAGAGCUCCCGGAGGUGGUCAUCCGACAUGUUUCGCUACGGCAAAUUCGGAAUGAACAAAUGUACAUACCACUCAAGCCACCAACCCCAAAUCACUAUAUAACAGACCCGUUCAGAACCCCUAUUCCCUCCAACUCGAUUCACCCAUCACCAUAG
Molecule: messenger RNA, 1608 nt
Organism: Trichoderma asperellum CBS 433.97
Lineage: Eukaryota; Fungi; Ascomycota; Sordariomycetes; Hypocreales; Hypocreaceae
Molecular function (GO): protein binding
Source: RefSeq, a predicted model, not a curated record